UUCUUCUUUAUGGUUUACGACACUGACAAUCUUUUUUUUUUUGGUCAUAAACAUUCAAAAUCUAAUACGACCAUGGGCGAAAGGUAAACUGUUAUAAGCAGCAUACCUCUUUCAUAUUUUGCGAUCGACAAUACAGUUGGAAACACUACAGCUUCAAGUGUCACUGUCAAAGGUCAUGACGUCAUAGCUGUCACUUGCGAAUUGGUUUGGUGUUGUUUAAAUAUUUUGAACAAAAAAUCGAUACACUUUAAAAUUAAAAAAUGAGUAUUCCACUAUUUCCAAGCUUAAAGCCUAGACUGAUACACUCCUCUUGGUUUGAUGUGGAUCAACCUUGUGAUGAUGAAGAUGAAGUAUCUCAACUGGAAAGAGAACAUACAAACUGGAUUAUGUCUAUAAAGCAGAUGAAUUCUGAUUUGACCCCUAUUGGAAAGACCGCAUCUGAGAGUAUGGAAGAAGAUGAAGAAGAAGACGAUGAGGAUGAUAACGACGAUGAUGAGGAGUCAGAAACACAUGACGAAGAGGAAGAAGAUGAAAUAGAAAUGGAUGUUUCACAAGAACGUAACUCUCCUGUUGAUGUCAGCAUAAGACUUGUGUAAUGUAUAAUGAUCAGAUACUCAACACCAAGUUAUUAAUGAAAUGUGAUGUAAUUUAAUCUUUUUCCAUUGUGAAUAUGUAUUUUAAAACUAAUUUCAAAUAAAAAAAAAUUAAAUAGGUA
Acanthoscelides obtectus is the source of this 715-nucleotide messenger RNA. The record is from the annotation of a GenBank genome assembly. NCBI's taxonomy places the organism in Eukaryota, Metazoa, Arthropoda, Insecta, Coleoptera, Chrysomelidae.